Messenger RNA from Trypanosoma brucei brucei TREU927, 1737 nucleotides. RefSeq lists its product as hypothetical. The coding region runs from base 1 to 1737 and encodes 578 amino acids. The record is from RefSeq and is a predicted model, not a curated record. The transcript has a single exon. NCBI's taxonomy places the organism in Eukaryota, Euglenozoa, Kinetoplastea, Trypanosomatida, Trypanosomatidae.
AUGGAAAGGGGUAUGUGCCUCGUGGAGCGAGAUGUUGACGGCCUCUCCUGCAAGACGAUGCUUGCUCCACAAGGGUGGGUGCAGCGCGUGCACCACGACGUGAGGGACAAGUGCUCGGUGAAUGUUACACACUUCACGAGCCUUGAUUCAUUAUCUACGUCCCUUUAUGUAACAGAAUACUUUCUUCCACGUCCCACCUCGGUUGAGAGCGGUUCAUCAGCGGGGGUGACACCCGAAGCGUUGGCCGCUUCCUUGGCACAGCUCUUAGAUCCGUCUAAGUUCUCACUCUGCACUGCGUGGGAGGUCCCACAGUCUGCCCCCACUGAAAGCUGCGGCCCACUUGGGAAGUUGCUAUGCAAGUAUGUUCUUUUGGUUAGUGUUGCACUCUCUACAAGAGAGAGGGAUGCUACAUACGCGAGAUGUAGUUUUGAUGCAGUUGUUUAUGACUUGAAGGAACGCUACCUGCAGCUCUCAAGAGGGAGCGAUGUGGUUGGGUUAAGUUCCACUGAGUGGGUUGCUGGAAAUAGCGCUGUCUGUACGAGACGAGGCUGCUGUGUUAUCCAUGUCACCGCGCCUCCAGGAAGAAAUAUUUGUUGGCAUCCACAACUAGGUGGUGAGGCCACCUGCAAACUCGGAGAGGCUGCGAAGGAGCUAGGUCUUGUAUCUGAGAAUUUGAACUUUCUCUUGUAUGAGGACGCCGCUGGCAGUGUGGAAGUGAUGUUUGCCCUCCUACCCCUCACUCCUGGUGUCUGCAUAAUGAAACGCGGUGACUUGCAGCGUGCUUGGUUGCGGCGUACCCGCGGCAGUAGGUGGCGUUCGUUGCGACUUCCAACACCACGUCUUACCACGGGGGUUGUUGAUCCGUGUAAUUCCCUCUAUGACGUGCGACCGCCCGGCUCCUUUUAUUUGCUAGUGAGGGGUGAGGGCGGUACAGCGCGUAGCGUCAUCGCAUGGCUGAUGGAGCCGCGUGUAGGAAGUGACAGCUCUAUCGUUUUGCUGACCACCUUUCACACGGCCAGAGGCGGAGCUGUUUCCGCUACCGCUAGUGUCGUCGCUACUGACGCGGCUAUUACUGUUGAUACUGCUGCCGUUGACCCGGCAACUGCAGCGCAGUGUCUAAAACACUGCAAAUGGUUGCGCUCUACAUUUUGCGCGUCUGUUGGGAUGACUUUUUCGUGGUCUGCGCUAUGCGUGGGAAAAAGUCCCGGAUUAUUGUUCCGCCAGGGGAACCUUGUGAUCCAACUUCCCUCCGAGUCUACGCGGUAUGCGAGCGCCAGCGCUGUAGCGGCCGCUUCUGCGGUCAGCAGAGGCAACGAAAGCGCAGCGUUGGGUUCCAUCACGGUGGAAGCUGUAGACCGUGCGGACGGAACGGAGCGGCGAGCAACGAUUACACUGUUGCGUGAGUUCCGAUGCGCCAUCGACUUUAUGGAUUACGUUGUUACAGAGUUCACGUAUGAAGCCCACGUUGACCGGCGUUCUGCAGUCAUGCGGAGGUGUAAGGCUCCGUUGGCGCUUCUUCCCGGUGGAGGGCAGGGCACGGGUAAAUGCCCGGAGGCAUACAGCUUUUGGAUCCGCCUUGGGGAGAGGGAUGCGAUUCAUUAUGUUGUGCGUGAGUGUGGUAUCGGCCGCCUUCUGCUAGCGCAGGCGUGUGUGACAGACUGCAGUCCCUUCAGUGAUGUGGUGGCGGAGAGGUGGGAGAGCUGGGUGGGUGGUAUUGGCGUCGCUUCCAUUCUUUGA